Molecule: messenger RNA, 1110 nt
Organism: Symbiodinium natans
Lineage: Eukaryota; Dinophyceae; Suessiales; Symbiodiniaceae
Source: the annotation of a GenBank genome assembly
AUGGUUGACGUGGUUGCAGUCAGUGUGAGCAUAGCUGUGUGGUACCUCACUUCGUUCGGUACUUUGCUGCUGAACAAGUACCUCAUGGGCUACCUCUACGUUCAGCCCAACACCUUGGCGGCGGUGCAAAUGGUCUCGACCGCCAUCUACGGCGCGCUAAAGACGCUGAAGCUGGGAGACCUGACGCGGCUGGCACGAGAGGCUCGAAGUCUCCUCGUGGCCCAAAAGAAUGGAGUCCGGAAGGCUGUCACGGACCCAGAAUCGCCAGACACCUCGGACCACCUCGAUGGCCUGGGUAACAAGGGGAGGCGGUGGCGAAGAAGCCUCAUACAGAUGGGCUUCGUCGGCAUGAUGCGGUUUUCAACGGUGGUGCUUGGCUUGGUCAGUCUCAAGUACGUUGCAGCUUCGUUUACUGAGACCAUCAAGGCAUCCGCCCCGUUCUUCACCGUCAUUGUCGCCUACCUGAUGCUAGGCGAGAGAACGGGCUUGUCAGUUAUGGCAUCCCUUAUACCGGUUGCAGGAGGACUAGUGCUGGUCUCCUCCACAGAGCUUUCCUUCAAUAUAGUUGGGUUUGGAGCUGCUGUGCUGACCAACAUCAUUGAAUGUGUGCAGAACGUCUUCAGCAAAAGGCUGUUGGCCAGUGAGUACACAGCUUCCCAGUUGCAGUUCUACACCUCACUGACUGCCUUGGUGAUGCAGGCGCCCAUUUUCCUUGUCACGCACGAGCCGGGUGCAUCCCACUCCCACCACCAUGAGAUUGCCCACGUCGGCUUGAACGGCAACAGGACUCUGGGUGCGGUCACUGCCUCGCGGGAGGAAGUCAUCGAGGGGAGUUGGACGGAUUCCUUGCCGGACAGGAACUUGCUCUUCCUCCUGUGGAUAGACGGCGUGCUGUAUCAUGUGCAGUCAGUCAUUGCCUAUGUCGUAAUGUCGUACCUGUCUCCAGUCACCGUUUCGGUUGUAAACACGCUGAAGCGUGCACUGAUCAUCUGCAUCAGCGUGCAGGUCUUCGGAAACCAAGUGACUCCGCUGACACAGCUUGGAACCUUCAUUUGCCUCUGCGGCGUGCUUUGCUACAACUGGGCAAAGCAACAAGGGGCCAAGUCGUGA